AUGGAAGAAGCUCCCCAAAGCCAGGAAAUGAUAGACAUGGAUGAAGAACUAACUAAAAUUGCCGUAGCCCCUGGAAAAAUCUCAGGAGCCACUUUAGCAGAUAAACUCCAAUACAUUAAGAAGAAAAUGGCCAAAAUCCCUUCAUACAAAUAUACAAGAUAUGAGAAUCACACAGAAGAAGAAAUUUUGGUAGCACUUUUUGGAAAAUAUGACAAAGCAGAACAAGCAUGUACAACUUCACUUGUAGAAGGAGGCAACACCUUCUUCAGGAAAGUCCAAGCUACAGAUACAAAAGAAGCACUCUCGCGCACAAUUUGCAUCUGGGAUAUUUCCACAGAUCUCACCAAAAAAGACAUAGCAACAGCCAAUUCCUGUUUGUCGAGUACUGUUACACUACACAAUAUGGAUGAUUAUCAAGAACUCAACCAAAAAUGGUCCAUCUUAUACAAAAACUACCAUAUGAGAAUUUUUCCAUACUUUGGAACAAGAGAAGCAAAAGAAAACAGAAACAAGUAUACAGCCACGAUCGCAAAUCUCCCUGAAAACAUCACAGCAAAAGAUCUAGAACACAUCAUCAAACAAGUCAAUGCACAAACAUGCUACAUUCCCAAAAAAGAUAACAGUAACUAUAAAAGACUAGCCAUAUUUUCAUUCCAUAAUCAAGAAGAUAGAAAACAAGCAACCAAUCAAAACUUUCAGCUCAGCAAGAAGCUAUGCAGAGGUGGCCAAACACUUCCACAAAACAAACAACUAUGCAUCAGACAACCACCAACAAAUAUUACAAAUGCUAAAAGAAAUCUGAGCAGAAAUCAAAGAGAUACGCAAAGAAACACAGCCAACAGACACUUUGACAAGAUGGAACAAAUGAAAGAGAAUUCACAAUCAACAACAACUAAAACCAUUAACAUUGACAACAACUCAGACCUUAUCGAAACACAAGCCCAAAUCAAUCAGAAAAUCAACAAGAUGGAUGAAACAAUGGAAAAACUCAUCAAUACAUUUAUACCCGACACUCCUUCCACAAACAGCACGCACAACACUCCAACUACUCUCACCCAAUGA
Messenger RNA from Acaulospora morrowiae, 1062 nucleotides. The record is from the annotation of a GenBank genome assembly. NCBI's taxonomy places the organism in Eukaryota, Fungi, Glomeromycota, Glomeromycetes, Diversisporales, Acaulosporaceae.